Messenger RNA from Amoebophrya sp. A25, 4016 nucleotides. Lineage: Eukaryota; Dinophyceae; Syndiniales; Amoebophryaceae. The record is from the annotation of a GenBank genome assembly.
UUUCAUCGUCUUUGUUAUCGGUCGUGCGAUCAAUUCCUAGACAUCAUUCGUGUAGGUGUGGGGCGCUUUUCUUGAGGUCGAUUCGUGUUCGGACACAUCAUGGUGCACAGUCUUUUAAAACUAAUAAGAACAAGCCGCUUAGCGGGGACACGGAUCAAUACAUACGAGCGUCCUAUUUUUCGUCUAAACAUGUUGUGGAGAGUUGUAUGGAUCAACUGUAGUAGUUCGCAGGUUUUUCUGUAACUCUCUUUGAUGUCCUCAAGGCUCCACAUCUUUACCUUCCUCAGGUCUAUAGUAUAACUUUGUUAUUCGAACAACGAGAUGAUCUUCUUGUUCAAUAACCAUAUUAAAUGAUGAAUCAUCAUCAUCAUGAAGACUACUGUGGAUCUUGUGAUAUCAUUGUUUUUUUGAUCCAAUCUCAUGAUCAACAAGUGUAAAAGAUUUUCUCAUCAUUUUCCUCGUUUUGGAAAUAAAUCGCUUUGUGAGAGGACGCGUUCGUUUCGUGUGCCCCUCCAUAUCGUUCUCGUCGUGUAGCUCGUCAAAGUCGUGUGAUUAGAAAGUAUGCAUAUUAUUCAUGACGAGCGUUGCUUAACUACACCACCCCCAGGGCGCAGGUUUUUUCUUCGAUGAUAGACCGGCUGAUGGAGUUUGAUAUUGAUAUUGACUGCUUCUUUUGUUGUAGUUUUGAAACAAGUUGACAUGUGAAGUGAGUACCUUUUCAGUCGUGCUGUCCCUCUGGUGGUGCUACAAAACACGAGCAAAAUUACCUCCCAUCACACCGUAGUGGUAGGUAAUAUCAAUGUUUAUGUUCGACGCCAUCGAACAUCAUCACGAAUAUUGUAAUUGCUCCUUGAUUUUGCUCCACUUUCCCUUCUUCUACUUUGUACUACGUAGACGUAAUCAAAACCAUUUUCUUCAUUUUUUUGAGAUUGAAGAUAAAUAAUUUCUCCUUUGUUCUUUUAGAAGUCACUCGUCGUCGUCGGAGGUUCAUCAUCAUCCAGGUCAUAAAAAUGAUAGUUGGUUGGGUCGUCGGCGCCUUAGGCUCGCUAUUUGGGAGCACGUUACUCCCUGCGAGCCUCGGGUCUCUGGGUGGCAGUCAAGCACCCAACGAAGGCGUCAUACUGCAUCGUCAGGCGUGCAGCAGUGCGACAUCAGAACGGAGCUUUUCCUGGAGGUCCUUGAGUCCCAGUGCUUCUUCUGCCAGAGGCAAAAUAACGAGUACAAGUCCGAAUUUAUCCUCGUCCUCAUCGUCGACGUCGUCUCCAAAAGCGGGAACGAAGAGUGCAGGACCAACUGGUGAGGGGACUAGCACAAAGGACUCAUCUACUCCAGGAGCUGCAGCUCUUGCGGAACAAGGACUAGAUGAAUCAUCAACUACUACAAAUAGAGGACAACUCCAAGAACAACGGGGGCAGAACAAUACAACUACACCUUCGACUUCUUCUAGUACAAAAGACGACGCCAAACCACCUGCGACGUACGUAACUAAUGAGGAGAAACAUAUUGCAGUGGAGCAGUCGGAAAUUGAGAAACAUUUUUACAUGGAGGACGUAGAACCAGGAAGCAUUCUGAGGGCAAAGGACGCAGCAAUGGUUGAGGUACUCAGUCCGUUAAUGUGUGACGAGUUGGUUGUACAAUGUAUGAUCCAUACUUCAUCCGGACUCAUCAUUCAGUUCUUUUAUCUACUCGUGCCAGGUUCUUAUUCUUGUAAAACUUGUGAUCAGCACUCAGCAGCAAAGAACAAAAUCAACGUCAUCUACAUGCAUAUCUAUGCAUUGAAUUCCCGAAAAUUUUUCUUAGGUUGCUGGCUUUCCAUUAAUCGGUGAACAACGAGUCGCCUCUACCGGGAGCGGGAUUGUGCGCUUUCAGGGUAACUGUUAUGUGGACCAAAACGACAUGGAUCCGACUUGGAGGGCUGUUAAGCUCUCAAAGCUCCCAGAGGGAUUUCGGCUUUUCAUCAAUCCCCGAUCGGUGCCACGCGAACGACCUGUGCCGGCACACAAAGGGAUGUCUGCAGGCGAAGGAGCGGGCGAGAUACUCCGGAUCGCGCCAGAAUUAUUCGUUCACCCGAUUACAGACGAACAUUACGUCAUCGUGCAGAUCAAAGAACGUACUUCCUACUUCUUAGAGUUAGAAAUUAUUGAUAGAUCUACCUUGUUUUUCCCACACUCACAAGAACUGAGUCACAGUAGUUUUUCUUUUUUAUAUGAUCUUUGUGGCUGCCGGCCUGUUUAGGGCUUUUCUUACAUGGUCAUUUCCGAAUUAUAGACUUGCUUAGAUUAGAUCAUCAUCGUGCUUCUCCUGUUCCUCGUGGUGCUGCCAACAUUGAUUUUAUCCCGCUCAUACGACAAUCCCAGCACAAUCUCUCCUCCACAAUCAGCUUCGGCAUGGGAAGAACUGAGUCGAUACAUGAGCUUCAAAGUUGUGCUUUUGGGAGAUACUACGAGGUUGAUUCUGAUGGGAGCUCUCACAAUCAGCGGCAUUGCUGCAUUUGGGGGCGGGAACGAUGAACAGUGAGCUUCUAAGCCUUGGCGAUGAAAAAUUAGAUCAUACCAUCUAAUUAAAUGGAGGAGGUCAUUGACAUAGACAACGUGAGUGAUUUUCCUCAUAUAAGUAAUUAAGCAGAACUAGGUGAAACAUCAUCACGAAGAUCAACACCAUGAGGAUGAGACGGUAAGAUUAACGCAUGUGGGGAUGAGUUGAACAUUCAAUCCUGUCUUGUUGUUUUUCAUACUUCCGUCUAGUCUAAGGUCUUGUUGCUCGUAGGAGUUCUCGUUCUUCGUCCCCUUCCCAAAAUUAGUGAUUGUCUGCGCAUCCUCAAGCUGUACCAAAUUUCAUUAUCUAUUUGCUCUACUGCUCCCAAGUUCCGUCUCCAUGAUGGAGACUCAUCCACCAUCUUCUAGCAGAAGAUGAAUCGCCCUCCUCGACAACGUGAGCAUGCCCCUCAGCGCCGGAGAUACUGCACGUCAAGGCCUUCUUCUCCAACAGCGACCCUCUCCCCCAGCUCUUGCUUUCGUCUAUUUGUCUUCCUGAAAAAAGAGAAGCAAGAACAAGAUGCUUGUUUCCCAAGGGUUGAAGAGCAUAAUUUUAAUUAUUGCUUUUUUUUACCUUUUCUUGGUUGCCCGCAACGGGACACGUGACACAUGUACAGAAGUACUGGCAGCUUUCUUUUGAAGGGGAAGAGAGGCAGUCGAAGUGCUAGUAAAAACGCCACUACACGACUUGCCUUUCUUCAGCCUGGCUACUACAACAACAGAAUGGGCGAAUCAUGACUGUUCACUUUCAGAGGCUUAUGGGCUCACUACACAAGAAACAUCACGAUCACGUGCACAGAUAACAUAAGCCAGAUAACGUAGUCCAUGAUAUCUCAAAUUUUUUGAAGAUUGGUUUGAAUGUUGUACUCCUCACCAGCAAAAGAACUUGGCCAACACUCAUGUCUUGUCCUCCACACUCAAGGCCGUACAUGAUUCUGCUUGCAGAUUUUCAUACUACACUUUCCCCGCUAACCUCAAUUCUUUCACGUGAGCUCCUCAUUUAUUCUUUCGUACACAUUACCUUCACACAUCACCAUCCACCAUGUCAUGAUUCCACUCAUAUGAGCACCCUUCAAGUGCGCAUACAAGUAAGUAUCUAGAAAAAGAAAUAUCACGAACAACUAAGACUGAACUGUAUAACCCUCCAACCUGCGGAUUGCAACCCUACCUCACCGACCUAAACUUAUCCAUCUAAAAUUGUUACUUGCUUCAACAUCUACUGAUGCAAAGAUAAAUGCCCUACAGACCACCGUAUGUAUAAAUAUGAUUGAAGAUGAACAAAAAGUAAAAGAUUUAUUCUACUGUCAGGUUGUGAUGAAGGAGAUUGAAAAAUAAAAUCGCUUCCCUGCGUUAUGGUUAUCCCCGAAAUCAUGAAACCCAAGACUCCACGAAAUUUCUAAGAACCUUGAGCGCUAACAAAUUGCUGAAUUGAUGAUCAAAACCACAUCCAGCAUGAUUAUGUGUUGUAGGUCUUUUCACUUU